AUGCCCCCAGGCCUCUGGGAGAGACGCUGCUGGGUGUGGGGGCUCCUUCUGUGGCUCAGUGUUGGAAAUGCAGGAGAUGCACCUCCUACCCAACAGCCAAAGUGCACUGACUUCCAGAAUGCCAAUCUCCUCCGAGGCACCAAUCUCAAAGUCCAGUUUCUCCUCUUCACCCCUUCGGAUCCUAGCUGCGGGCAGCUAGUUGAAGAAAGCAGUGACAUCCAAAACUCUGGGUUCAAUGUCACUCUGGGAACCAAACUAAUUAUCCAUGGAUUCAGGGCUUUAGGAACAAAGCCUUCCUGGAUUGGUAAAUUCAUUGGCGCCCUUCUGCGGGCAGUGGAUGCUAACGUGAUUGCUGUGGACUGGGUUUAUGGCUCCUCAGGGGCCUACUUCUCAGCCGUGGAAAACGUGGUCAAGCUGGGACUCGAGAUCUCCCGUUUCCUCAGGAAACUCCUGGUGCUGGGCGUAUCGGAGUCCUCAAUCCACAUCCUUGGUGUUAGCCUGGGGGCCCACGUUGGGGGCAUGGUGGGACAUUUCUACAAAGGCCAAUUGGGACGGAUCACAGGCUUGGACCCUGCUGGACCGGAGUACACCAGAGCCAGCCUGGAGGAGCGCCUGGACGCUGGAGACGCCCUCUUUGUGGAAGCCAUCCACACAGACACGGACAAUUUGGGUAUUCGGAUUCCUGUUGGACAUGUGGACUACUUCGUCAACGGAGGCCAAGACCAACCUGGCUGUCCCAGCUUCAUUCAUGCAGGCUACAGUUACCUGAUUUGUGAUCACAUGAGGGCUGUGCACCUCUACAUCAGUGCCCUGGAGAAUUCCUGUCCGUUGAUGGCCUUUCCCUGUGCCAGCUACAAGGCCUUUCUGGCUGGGCACUGUCUGGAUUGUUUUAACCCUUUUCUGCUUUCCUGUCCAAGGAUAGGGCUGGUGGAACAAGAUGGUGUCAAGAUAGAGCCGCUUCCCAAAGAAGUGAGAGUCUACCUCCUGACCUCUUCCAAGGCUCCAUACUGUGUGCAUCACAGCUUCGUGGAGUUUUACUUGCAGGAGCCGAGAAAAAAGGACACCAGCAUUGCAGUCACCUUCCUCAGCGGCAAUGUCACCUCCUCGGUCAAGAUCACCAUACCUAGACAGCAACUCCAAGGGAAAGGAGUCAUAGCUCACCCCAACCCUCAGUGCCAGAUCAACCAAGUGAAACUCAAGCUUCAGGCUUCCAACCGAGUUUGGAAAAAAGAUCGGACUACCAUUGUUGGGACGUUCUGCACUGCCCCGUUGCCAGUCCAUGACAAUAAAAAGAUGGUCUGCUUACCUGAGCCAGUGAACUUACAAGCAAGUGUGACUGUAUCUCAUGACCUGAAAAUAACGUGUGUAUAGUACAAGCCUGGGCAGGACACAUCUCCCUGGAUUUCAGAGCGGGGGGAGUUUAACUUAUUCUAGGCUAUUUUUACCAAGAAGUUACAAAAUUCUUGGUUAUUUUCCACAUAAUUAGCCACCUUAGAGGGGAAAGAGAGCUCAUUUUACAGAGUUUUGUCUCCAUUGCCAAUUUGAAGAGGCUUACAAAGAUAACAUUUCAGCUUUUUUAUUCAUAUUUAACUGCAAUUGCCCCAUAUCCUUGGGCAUCUGUAUGUAGGAUUCAAUAGAAACAUAUACAGGGAAAAUGCUUUUUUAAAAAGAA
Diceros bicornis minor is the source of this 1672-nucleotide messenger RNA. RefSeq names its product phospholipase A1 member A (gene PLA1A). Gene Ontology annotation, molecular function: lipase activity; carboxylic ester hydrolase activity. Gene Ontology annotation, biological process: lipid metabolic process. The transcript is spliced from 11 exons. The record is from RefSeq and is a predicted model, not a curated record. NCBI's taxonomy places the organism in Eukaryota, Metazoa, Chordata, Mammalia, Perissodactyla, Rhinocerotidae. Bases 1 to 1371 code for a protein of 456 amino acids.